ACAACCCGUCAAAUAAAAGGCAUCGCUUUGAUUCUGGCCACUUAAUUUUUUUUUUUAUUGCAAACUGUUUAAAUUACAUUAAAUGUAAAACACAAUAAUUAGUUGUAGCGUCUGUUUUGUGAAUGUCUGUUGAACAUAUACGGAAAUUAAUUACGUGUGCAUAUGAUACAUUAUUGAAAGAACGUUAAUUCAUCCAAACAAAAUAUAUCCAAGGCAAAGACUCAUUUGAAACAACGUUUAACGUGUCGACCAUGGAAGCAGCGACAGCGACUCUGGUUGGCGAACCACAGAUGCCAACGGCGCCAGAGCUGCCCACGACAUCACCCAAUGGUAGCAACACUUCCUCCGCCGGUACGUCGGAUCGCGUGGACACCGACAAUAUUGGCUGGACUCGGGAUAAAACAACAACUGAAAACACAUCGGAGUUGCGGGCAACGUCAUAUUCCUUCACAGGCAGCGCUCUAUCCAGCGGUAACGUUGCAGACCUCAAUGAAACGGGCGCUUCUGGUGCGACGCCGUCGUCAACUCCAAAUGAACCGAGCAACGACAAAGACAAGGAGCAAAAUGAUGAAUCGCUGUACGAGUGCAAUAUCUGUUUGGACACAGCCAAGGAUGCUGUGGUUAGUAUGUGUGGCCAUUUGUUCUGUUGGCCCUGCUUGCACCAGUGGUUGUUGACGCGACCAAAUCGCAAACUCUGUCCCGUUUGCAAGGCAGCCGUUGACAAAGACAAAGUAAUACCGCUCUACGGUCGCAAUAGUACGCGCCAGGAGGAUCCCCGUAAUAAGGUGCCGCCACGUCCCGCCGGACAGCGUACAGAGCCAGAGCCAGCACCGGGCUUCUUAGGGUUUGGCUUUGGAGAUGGAUUUCACUUGUCAUUUGGUAUUGGUGCUUUUCCUUUUGGAUUUUUUACAUCUACGCUCAAUUUGGGCGAACCACGUCCGGCACCUGCUAAUCGUGGUACCACACAGUACGAGGAUGAGCAGACACUGUCCAGACUAUUUAUAUAUCUCGCCUUUCUCUGCAUCGGGUGGCUGCUAUUUGCCUAGCAACUUUUCCGCACCACGGCAAUUCAAUGAACACAACCCAACAACACCUUCAAAGGAAUCAAUAGGAAUAGCAACAACAGUAACAACAACAACAAAAAAAUGAAAUAAAGGCAACAACUCAAUAACAUACCCGGAAUACCGCUAAAACCAAAACAAC
Molecule: messenger RNA, 1203 nt
Organism: Drosophila innubila
Lineage: Eukaryota; Metazoa; Arthropoda; Insecta; Diptera; Drosophilidae
Gene: sordd1
Product: E3 ubiquitin-protein ligase RNF185
Exons: 4
Coding region: 252-1046 (264 amino acids)
Biological process (GO): ubiquitin-dependent protein catabolic process
Cellular component (GO): endoplasmic reticulum
Molecular function (GO): ubiquitin-like protein conjugating enzyme binding; metal ion binding; ubiquitin protein ligase activity
Source: RefSeq, a predicted model, not a curated record